CAACACCGAAGUCGGAAGAUGGCGCUGGCGUAAACUUAACGUGGGAAAGCGCGAUGGGCGAUCACAGCAAUCGAUAGCCGUGCUUUCUCGCCGAAAGAGCGGCGCCUCCAUGACGGCUACUUAUUGACCUGCAUUUCAGAAAUAUUCGCUUUGAAUCGGAACGCUGGUGACUUUGCGGUGUUCGUGGAACUCUGUGCCGACUGCGUCAGACAUGACAAGCCUGUGAGAAAGGUCAAUUCACCAUGUUUGAAGGUGUUGUUGCGCAUCUUCUAAACAAGUAUCUCGGGAAAUACAUCAAAGAUCUCGACAGUGAGAACCUCAAUGUAGGGAUUUUUAAUGGUACUGUGCAGCUCACAGACCUGAAGUUGAAGGCAGAGGCGUUGUAUGAACUGGAGCUUCCCAUAGAAGUCAAAGCUGGCUGCAUAGGCAAGGUGUCUGUGGACAUCCCCUGGCUGAGCCUCUCCUCGGAGCCCGUGCUUGUCCACGUGGAGGAUGUGCUUAUCUUGGCCGCCCCCAUUGGUGAUGAGCCGUACGAUGCAGACAGGGAGCGCCUGCUGGCCCGGGCGUGCAAGUCUCGUAGGCUAGAAGUCUUGGAGGCCCCCCUGGCUGAGCUUGAUAAACCACGAGGGUUCGUUGAAAAUUUCCUUGGGACCAUAAUGAACAAUGUGCAGGUGUCGGUGCAGAACGUGCACAUUCGCUAUGAAGACACAGUGAGCAGUCCCAAGCACCCAUUUGCAUGCGGUGCUGUGCUCCAGUCCCUGACUGCCAUCACCACCAGCAACAAGUGGAAGCCAAUUCAACUGGAUUCCUCGUCCACAACAAUCUACAAGCUAAUCAAGUUGGAGUCGUCCUCUGUCUACUGGAGUUAUUGCCGCUCAUGUGAUGGCUUUAUUCGACGUCAGCUGCCGUCAGCCAACUGGAAGAACCUGAUGAAAAAGGCACUGGAAACAUUCAGCAUUGGCAAUGAGGAAUUUGACUUCGUUCUCAAGCCAAUAUCAGCGAAGGUCAAGGUAAUCUUCAACAAGUCGCUCGAAUCCAAGGUACCAAAGCUUCUUGUGGAUGUUCUGCUGCAAGAUGUGGCGCUGCAGUUAUCUCGACAGCAGUACCUGGAGAUGAUCCUGCUUGGCCAGUCGUUCGCAUUUAUGGAGGUCAACCAGCGAUACAGGAAGUAUCGGCCGAACGUUCCUUGCGAAGGGAAUGAAAAAGUGUGGUGGCAGUACGCAUACAAUGCGGUCGUCGGAGAAUAUGUUAGGCCUUACUCCUGGAUAUCAAUCAAGAAACACAGGCUGAACUAUCGGCAGUACAAGGAGAUGUACAUCAAGCGGCUGCAGACACCAAAUGAUACAGAAAUUCGUGUUGACGUGCAAAUGCUGGAAGAUAAGCUGGAUGUUUCAAACAUUCUCAUGGCCAGAGAGGAGGCCAAGCUAGAGCUUCUGCGGGAGGAGCCGAAUCGUGCCGUGCCACGCAAGCGAGACCGAGGCUGGUGGGCCUCCUGGUUUGGCAGCGCUGAAAGUGAGCCGGAGGAGGUAGAGGUGAUUGGGGAGCGAGAGCGCAGCUUCUGGUCCCGUCUCACCCCUGAGGAGAAGGAGAAGCUGUACGAGGCCAUCGAAUAUGCUGAUGCCUCGUCUGAGGUGCCCGAGCACUACAUUGCUCACAAGGUGAAUUUCACGCUGGCCAACUGCACGCUGUCUCUGGUGGCUGGCAGUGGCCAUGAGGCGCUGGUGUGCACGCUCAGUCAGUUCCUGAUGAGCCUGGAGACCCGUCCCGGGGCGCAUGCUUUCAAGGUGUCCACUCGUGCCGAGGGCUUUGUCAUCGAGGGUGCCUCUAGUGACCACCAUGACCUGGUCACUGUCUUGUCAGUGGAGAGGUCAGCUACUGAAAUAGCCCCGCAGCACGUAUUUGCUCUGGACUUUGAGCAGAACCCACUGGACAUGAAGGCUGAUUAUGGCGUGAUGGUGUAUGCCGAACCGGUUGAAGUUGUAUACAAUGAGCGUUCAUUGUCAGAACUACUGACUUUCUUCAGCGUCCCAAAUGUGUCAGUUUACGACAUCCACAGCCUUGCUGCAAAGCAGCUCAACACAUUGGCAGCAUGGAGCAAGACGGGUCUGCUCCAUGCUCUAACACAUCGAAAGACUUUCCUCUUUAAUAUUGAACUCAAGUCGCCAUACUUUGUUGUGCACGAGUAUGGGUCAUUCCAAAAGAGUGGCAACAUCCUUGUGAUUGACAUGGGGAAGCUGAGCUUCAAGAGUGACCUCCAGAUGGAUUCCCUUCUGCUUGAGGAAGCCACCAGUAUGGAGAUUGAGGAGAAGCUGUACGACCGGUUCAGCAUCUGCCUCUCGGACAUCCAGCUGCUCUUUGCGGACUCAGGGGACGAAUGGAGGAUGGCUCGGCUGCAUCCAGAUUCAGACAUGCACCUGCUGCCUAAGGUCAAGGUGCAGGCUCUCUUCUCAAACAGUGUCAAGCCAGACUAUCGAUUCCUGCCCAGGCACAAACUGAACGUGUGUGUUUCCAACCUGAAGCUGAACCUGUCAGACAGGCGAUUGAGCCUUCUUGUGGAGUUCGCCCGCCAUUUUCCCCUGCCUCAUUUGCUGAUGCCUGAUGACACUGUCGAUGGCCUCAGCAGGGAACACUGGGAGGAGGAGUUGGUGUGCGAUGCCUUCAAGGCUGGUGAGGACACCAAGACUGAACCCACAACUGAGGAAUUGAAGCUCAUCAAGCAGCUUGUCACUCAGGCUCCUCUCGUUGCUGUGUCAGGCAAGCCAUCACGAUCGUCCACUCAGCUUUCUAUUGCUGGUUCAGACCAGUAUCUGUCAGCAUCCGACCACUCGGAUGAGGAGGACUGGGGCCAUGCAUUGGAUGUGCCGGGUUUUGACGACAACGUGUCGGCCAGCAACACGAUCAACUCGUUGCUGCGUUUUGUGCUGGGUGAGGUGGCCCUGAACUUGGCCCGCUCGAGUGACCAGGCGGACAAGCCGUAUCUGAUGCUGCGCCUGGAAAAGCUCUGCGCCGAUGCUGCACUCAUGGAAUAUGGACCUGCGUUCCAGGCCAGCAUUAGUGGCAUCUACCUAGUUGACAAGCUUCACAUUGGCCCCACUGGUGAAUACCUUGAGCUCCUGACGUCUGAAGCUGCUAAGGACAUGGUCUCCGUUCUUUACCGCAAGGUCAAAGCGAGCUGCCCAGAGUUCAAGUCGGACUUCCACCAGGUGGAGCACUCGGCUGUGGUCGACUUCGCCUCGGUCAUUGUUACAUUCCAUCGAGAGGCACUGCUCACGCUGGGCCGAUACCUGCUCUAUGUAUAUCAAAAGCUUAAUGUCAAGGACCUAGGCUACACAAAGAUGAUCCCUGAGGUUAAGCAAGCCACUGGACUUUUCCUGGGUGACCAAGACCCUCCAGUUCCUCCAGGCUCGACCAAGCUGAAUGUUGCACUUCGUGUCCAUGAGGUCAGGGCUCGACUGUGUGACGUUGAUGUGGAGCUUGCUGACAUCUAUCUUUCUGGGUUUGAUUGUGACUAUGUCCAGAAGGCAAAUGAAAAGGUGAUAGUUCGGGUUGAUUUGACACACCUAUCUGUAACUGACCUCAUGGAAUCAACACUCUACACCAAGGUUCUGUCCAUUGAAGAUGAGAAACUUUUUGACUUGAAGUAUGUCAGGAAAGCGCCACGAGCCAAGUCUGUUGAGGGGAUGGAUGAGGAAAUGCUGAAAGGCCCUGACGGCAGUAUUCGCCUGCACAUAGGCCGAGUGCAGCUGGUGCUGCUUCGCAGGUUUCUUGUAGACCUCCAGAAAUUCCUGGAGCCAUUCCUGCAAUCUGAAUCCAAGUCCCUUGCGCUCAAGUCAGCUGAGAAAGUUGUCCAGCAAAAGGUGGCUGACUUUGCACACAAGUCUGUGAUGCUCCAGCUCUGCAUCGACAUCCAUGCUCCAACUGUGCUCGUGCCCCAGAAGUCUGACUCUCCCAACUUGGUGGUGCUCAACCUGGGAGACCUGAGCAUCGAGAACUUCUUCAAGGAAAUCUUACUGGGCCCAAGACCCGACUAUGUGGACAACAUCUUGGUGCGUCUCAGCUCACUGCAUAUGACCAGAGCUCUUAUUUUGCUCGAUGGAAGCACCCAACCCCAAGAGUCGAUCCUGGAGCCUAUGAAGCUGAACCUUGACAUCAAGCGAGCACUGACACUGUUCAACAGAAAUGUUAUGGAGUACGAAAUUCGUGGCACAGUGGACCUAGUCAAGGUCAACAUCGGUCAGAGGGAUCUGAGCACAAUCAUUGCCAUCUUCAAAGAAAACUUGGAAGAAAAAGAAGUCAUUGAGUCACACAACCAAGUGUCAACCCCACUGUCUCCGCCUCUGAUGGUUUCCCCGGCACCUGCGGAUGACCCUGUCAAGAGGCUGGAGACUUUCCUGACAAGCUCAGUUGAUGUCUACAAAAAGACAAAUGUCUUUCUUGCCCUGGAGGGGCUGCACUUGGUGCUGUAUACUGAUGCAGAAGAAGCUCAGCUGUCGUCACCUAUGCGGGAUCCCCUGCAUGCACUCUCAAGGCUGGAGCUGGAAGAGGUCACUGCCACCCUGAACCUGUUCAGUGACCAGUCACUUGAAGUCAAGUGCUCCUUGCAGAGCCUGCAGCUAGAAGACACCCGCAGUGAUUCUACGCUUGUUCACACCCGGGUGUUUUGCUCCUGCACGGGAGACCCUGAGACAGUUGCUGUGGGCAUCAGUGUCAGUUCUCCUAACGUGGUUGACAUCAUAUACAGGGAGACUUCCUCAGGAGAUGCAACCGUGGAUGUGCUGGUGGCGGAGACGUCUCUGCGGGUAUCCGUGCCCUACCUGCUGGCCUUGCUGCACUUCGUGUACGAGGCACUGCCGCUGCACAGCAGUCAAGAACCAGGUGCAGCCGUGAGGCGCCGCCUGCCCUCGGACAACACUAGUGGCUACGACUCGGUCGUCAGUGCACACGAUGCCACUGUGGGCCUCACCUGCUCGCUGGUCCUCAAGAAGCCCGAGAUUGUCUUCUUUGCUGACCCUCGGGACCAUGGCAGUGAGGUCAUCGUCCUCAAGAUGGACGUCAUGGUGGACUACUGCCGCAACCUGGGCCAGCAGAACAUGACUGCCUCUGUGAUUGACCUGCAUGCCUCGUCGUUCUUCUGGGACCAGAGGAAGAACACCCUGUACACCGUGGCCAAGCCCUUCAGCAUCGAAGUGAACCAGUCAUACAAGCCAAGCAGUGGGGAGCGCUCGCUUCUUGCCAAGGCCAGUGAUAUCAGCGUCCACUUGUCCUCACAUGUCAUGUCGACGGCAGCAUCCAUAGUCACCGAGCUUCUGUCCAACUUGAAGGAGGCUUCCGAGGAUGCAUCCUCUAAGCCAGACGCGUCUGACCUCUUUGAGCUAUGGUCGCCGAAAGUGGUGAGCCUGCCAACAUACCAGGAAGACGAGCAGAUGGGCUGUCGCAAAGCUGCAUACCCGUCACACACUCCAACUGAGUCCCUCCAAAUCGGCCUACCAAAAGUGUCCGUUCUGCUGGAGACGUACACAGGACAAGGGAAAGUGCCUACCUUGUUUUUGCAAGCUUCGCUGAAAGCCGACAUACACGACUGGUCUAGAAAGGUGUACUUGACAGCAGAUAUGAAGCUUGAAGCCCUUUACUACAGUGAAGAACGCAGCACUUGGGAACCACUGAUCGAGCCUGUAAUGGAGUGUGAGAAUAGUUAUCGCCCUUGGGAGCUGGUAAUCAAGGUGUUCAAGGAUCAGAGUUACCCAAUCGUCUCAGCACAAGACCACCGUAGCUCAAACCUGCUUGUUGAUGCUGUGGAUGGGCUAGAUGGAGUGUCAAAUGCUGGUUCCUGUGGCAGUGCGAGCACUUCAGAUGAUGCCAGUGAGGAAGAAACUGAGAUGACCGUCAUCCGAAGGCACCCAACCACACGGCCCAAGAGGGCGCUCAGCCACAGGUCUAAGGAGUCUUCGACACUGGUGGCAGUGGACUCUGAUUCGGAGACUGACGAGAACGUCCUGCAAAGGAUUGCACAUGCGUUUGGGCACCUCUUCUCGGACCACAGCAGUGAGGACGAGCGGAGUGAUAAUGAGGCUGCUGCCGAGCCUAAGUCCGAGUCCGAGGAGACCGAAAUGGCUGACAACGAGCUCUCUACUGCAGAUGACCGGCCACUAUUUCUCGAGAAAGGUGAUGCUCGGGACGGUGCAGAGGACACCUUGAGUGAGACUACUGUUGCGACAUACAUCCUUGCUGACUCGCGGGACAAUCUUAACAUCAAUAUCACCUCUACUGCAGCCAGAAUUUUCUUCAAGUUGUGGAAUGAUGUCAAGGAGAGAAAGAUGGUCUGUCCACACCACCGCCAUGUGCCCCAGGAAGCUGUGUUAGUUGACAACUUGCUGGGCCCAGAAUCACUCCUCUCUGUGCUUGUCAAAGAUGCAGGUGAGCGGUUCGUGGUGUCCCAGCAAGCAUGGGGACAAGCUCCAGCAUUCAGCCCCAGCAGCUCAGGCACCCCUGGCUGUGUCGGGAGACGGUUCUCAUUUGAUCAGCUCAAUGAAGAUGCCGAGGCAGCGGACAAGCCGGUUUCACCAUUUGAGGAAAAACCCUUGUGUGACCUCUACAGGGAGAGGACAAGGGAGAAGCUCUCAUUGGAGGUUCCAGGUUUUGAGAAGUUCCAGUGCUGGAUGCCGACAAAAGCAGGGAGUUCACUGUUUGCCCUGCAUCCAAUGAAAAACAAGAUGCGAUACUUUUUUAUUCUGGAUGUGAAGAUUGCAAAUGGAAUCAAGACCAUCACUGCUCGAUCCCCUCUCAGGCUGGAGAACCACCUUCCACGGCCAGUCCAGUUGCUGUGCGAGAAGUGCAGUUUGGAAACAGUGGGCGUGUCUACAGAGCGGUAUACUCAAAACCCAUUCCACGAGACACACCUUCGGCUGGCAACACUUGGCCCUGGGGGUGCCACUUACCAUGUGCCCCUGUUUGUGGCCUACCACUCGCGCAUCUUCUUGCAGCCGACAUCCAUCACCAGUGACUGUGCAGGCUAUGACCCCUCCCCGGACGGUCUCUGGUCUCAGGACAUUGUGUCUAACAACAAGAGUGCCAAAUUUAUCAGCUGCUGUUCACGGAACCCCGAAGACAAGCACCUAUUCUGGAUGAAGGUGGUGUGCCAGGAAAGUCGUGACGCACGCCCAGUGGCCCAAGGCACCCUGCCCAACUGCACACUACUCAUUGUGCCACCCAUCGUGGUUCACAAUCUGCUGCCGUACACCAUAGAGCUGCACCUCAAGAACUUGCUUCGGGAAAUCAAGCUUGAUGAAGGCGACUCAGCACCUGUCUUUUCUGUGCCACCCAGUGGAAGUGAGGAAGUCUCCAUAGAGGUACCCUACUACCUAGGCUCCUCAUGGAAGGGCCAGGCCGAGCUGUCAGCGAGCCUGGACGAGAGCCGAGUGGUUGGCAUGCAGCCCCAGCAGGCGGAACGCAUGCACCGGCAUCUUAGCAUCGCCAUCCACCCAGCCGACAGGGGCAGCCUCAACCUGUGCCUUUAUGCUCCCUACUGGGUCAUCAACAAGACAGGCCUGCCGCUGCAGAUCAGGGGCUCUAGCUCAGACCUAAUCUAUGACUGUAGCGCUUCAUCUGAGGAACCACUGCUGUUCCGAUUCAAGAAACGAAAGCACAAAAAGGCCAAAAUCCGGGUGUACAACUCAAGCUGGUCAUCAUCCUUCUGCCUGGACACUGUGGGCAACAGCGGUGUAGCCAUGUGCAAGGACAAAGAGCGUAACAAGAAGUACAGGUUUUCUGUGCAGAUUCAAAUGUCAAGUCUGAGCCUCUCGAAGAUUGUCAUCAUCAGCCCCUUCUUUCUUGUGAUAAACAACACAAAGCAUCAUUUCCGGUUCAUGGAGCAGAACGAGGCUGCUGACCUCUGGUUCGACAUCGGCCCCCACCAGUGCCUACCGUUCUGGCCAGACAAGGACAGCAUGAAGAUGUAUUUGCGCCACAAGGACAGCAGCGUCACCUCCCAGCACUUCCACUUUGGCCACAACCAGAGCACCGUGCUGCGCAUGGACCAUGGGUCUGCAGUUUGUGUGGAGGUGUCUGGUGGAGUAGAUGGCCCCAUGAAGAUAUCAUUGUUUUCAUACAGCUCUGGGGAUGCACCUGUGCGAGUAGAGAACCUGUGUGAAGACCUGUUUCUCAAGAUCCACCAGAAGGGCUUGGGCCAGGUAACACUGCUGAGUCCAUACCAGUCAGUGUUGUACACCUGGGACGACCCAACUCUAGAAAGAACACUCAUGUGGAACAUUUACAACAGGAAAAAGCCAGGAUUCACUGCACACAUACAACAGGAUGGUUUCGGCAAAGAAAAAGUUUCAUUUCGAUCGCUUCGCCCUGCAGUCAAGGAAGCCAACAAAACAGCUAAGAAGAUGUUAGUUGACCAGAGCAGCACAGAUGAUGACAGUGAGUCGGAGCAUGGCCCGCUGUCCAAGAGGACUCGCAAGGACAUUGUCGUUGUCUACUGGAUCUCAUUCCUUGACCAGAAUCAGCGGGUGCUUCUCUUCACACAGGAUGAGAGAGUCUGGAGAGAUGCUCGAAAAGUGGUGGGCGGGGAGCAGUCUCACCUCGAGCUGUUUGUGUCCCUGCACGGGGCUGGCGUCUCCCUGGUGAGCGAGUCUCUGGUGGAGCUGGCCUACCUUAGUGUGUGCAGCGCCCCCGCCCAGUGGGAGGUGCGCGUCCACGAGGCCUGGAAGCCUCUGACCCUGGAGCUGGCCGCCUGGCUCGAGUACCGGUGGUCCUCACGCAGCAGAGUCGCUGAGCUCAAGGACUAUGUACAGGUGGACUUUGAGAAGAUGCAGAUGACCAAGCCUUUCUAUGGAUCACUGCAGCGCAUUUACCAUCCAGCCCUGUGGCUGCAGUACCGUCAGUCAGAUCGUCAGGCUCUAAUAUUGGUCAAGGUUCACAGGAUCCAGCUGGACAAUCAGCUGCCUGAUGCAGUGUUCCCCACUGUCCUGCACCGGUCCUUGGCCCCUGGAAACCCUCGCUGCUCUGCUCAGCCCAUGCUGGAAGCUGCCUUGCUGCUGCGUCACACCUGCCAGCUGAACACCAUCAAGCACCUGAAGCUUUUGCUGCAGGAGGUGCACAUCAAACUGGACAAGGGCUUCCUCCUUUCCGUCUACGAUGCCUUAAGUGGGAUGCUGGCUAGCCAAGAUGAGAAAAUGAAGCUCAAGUCCGAUAUGAAGUUGAUUUAUGCACCUCUGCACCCUUUUAAGCCGGACCUUGACACUGCACGCACCCAGCGAACUGUGUUUGAAUUUGUCCACCUGUCACCUGUGAAGAUCCACCUGAGCUUCAGCCCACGGGGUACUGUGCACAAGGCUGCUCCUGACAGAGGUGGCCUGUCACAGGACAUCCUGGACGUCUUCCUCAACUCCAUUGGAGCCACUCUGAGUGAAAUCAAGGAUGUUGAGCUCAGGAUGGCCUUUUUUGAGCAGAAGGGGCGGCUUGUGGCUCCAGGUGACCUGGUGAAUGAGGUCAAGUCUCAUUACAUCUCCCAAGUUGUGCAGCAGUGCUAUGUGCUCAUCUUUGGCCUGGAUGUGCUUGGCAAUCCCUAUGGUCUUGUGAAGGAUUUCACGAAGGGCUUCGGAGACUUCUUCUAUGAACCCAUUAUGGGAUCUAUUCAGAGCCCAGAAGAGUUUGCUGAAGGUCUGUCAAGAGGUGCACAGAGCCUAAUGGGUCACACCAUUGGAAGCUCUGCUGGUUCCAUCGCCCUGAUCACAGGAUCCCUGGGGAAAGUUCUGGCCGUGCUUUCCUUUGAUGAAGAUUACCAGAAUAAACGAAGGCGAAGACUAGAGAAGCACUCAAGCUCUCUGCCAGAGUCACUAUCAACAGCAGCUAAAGGAUUUGUGCUUGGAAUUCUGCUUGGUGUUUCCGGAGUUGUGAUGAGCCCUGUUGCAGGAGCCCAGUCAGAAGGCCUUGAGGGAUUCUUCAAAGGCAUUGGCAAGGGGCUCAUGGGGCUUAUGACUAAGCCUGCUGGUGGAGUUGUCGACAUGUUCACCAUAGCAUUUGAUGGCAUUCGACGGGCUGCUGAAAUGGGCAAAGGUGUCAUGGUGAGGCAGCGGCUACCCAGGUUCAUCAACCCUAAUCUGGGACUCAGGCCUUUCUCCCAGUACCAGGCUACAGGAUACCGGCUUCUCCUGCAGCUCAGCAAAGGCCAUUACUCGCAGACUGACACUUACUGGGCCCAUGCACCACUUGGCAGCCAUGACAGGGCCAACAUUGUCAUGAUUACAGACAGGCAUGUGUUUCUCUUGGAAAAAUGUCGACUCUGGGGUGGCUGGACGAUCCAGUGGAGCAUCCGACUGGAGGAUGUCGUCUCAGUGCCCUUCAUCUCUGGCAGCAGCCUUGUCAUACGGGUCAGACAGGAUGAGUCCAUAGCAAGUUUCACGGGCAGUGAGCGCUUCCUUGUUUGCCAAGAUCAAGAUUUACUCAAGUGGUUGAAGCUGAAAAUUGAGAAAGCUCUGCUGUUCACCAUGGAAGAAAGGCCCUGCUCUCUUGAUGGCUGAGUCACUGGAAAUUGCUGUUUGUACUGUGUUGCCGAACUGUAUGAUUCUAUGCCCAGCCUUAAGGCAAAGGCUUGAAAAGCAGCAAGCACUCAAAUACACAUAUGUGCUUAUCUAGGCACAGCCAAAGUUAAUUUGUCUGUACUCCUGGUAUAUCAGGUGUUUAAUCAAAAGCUUAAGAACAGUGCAUUAGAUAUGUAAUUUUCAGCAAUCUAUUUGUGACAUUGAAACUGGUCAGUGCUGUAGCAGAUGCACCAGUUUAAAUCUGGCAUGAGAUAUUUUGGUGCUGCACAGCUUUGUGGCAACAUAUUGGAAUGCUUGGCUCAAGAUUACACUAAAUGGACAACCAGCUUCAAUUCCACAGUGACAGCGGGUUGCUAAAAUAGUCAACUACUGUAUUUCAGUUUAAAUCUACCGUCAGUGAUCACCCACUUACUAAUACCCAAUGCAGCAAACUGUGUUGCCGACGAAAUGCCUUCUUUAUCUCUGCUGCACUGUUCCAAAGAAUUAGCUCUUACCACAGAAAUCUGCUCGUUUUCAAUGGUUGGUUUAUUUUUUAUAUGAAAAUAUAUUAGCCACAAUGUAUACUGUGAUACAUCAAAUGGUCAGAUUAUAGCUUUAGUGUCUUUGUUUUGAAAGAAAGCUAAACAGAAUUACUGGGUGCACAGGGUAUUUGAGAACACAACUUUGGAUCACACUCCCAUUGUUCUCUAGGUACGUCUUUGUCCUCAUCAGCUGCUUUAUCACUUGCAUGAUUGUUCAGAGGCAGCCAUUCUGACACAGGUGAUGACAAUAAAUGUAGUCGCUCCAAGUCGGUUUAGCCACUAGCCAAGGCAACUUGGAGAUUGCCACCUCACAAGCUCCUCUGUUUUCAAUGUGACAAAAAGUGCAUGGCUUCCAAUGGUGACUAUUAACUUGAGGUGAAGAGACUGAAAGCACACAGAUAUUGUCAGUGACAGCCUUGGAGAGGCGACAUAAUGUCUAUUGCCAAGCGGCUUCAGGUAGUGGAGUGAGUAGCAAUGCUUUUGUAAAAAUUAGGAUAUUAAAGGGACACUAAAGGCAAAUACUAAGUCAAGCUAAAGUGACGUAUUAGUGCUCGAGUAUCUCUAAAGCAUCAAUAUUAUCGCGAGCAGAGCCUUAGUAAUAGAGAAAUUGAGGUAAAUGCAGGACACAAUUAGAGACUCCCCCGGGACAUUCAAGUACUCGCCCGAUGACGAAGGCACUCCUCAUUUAAAUUCUGUCACUAGUACUGAACCACUCGUUAUAAAAACAUCAUUGUACUGUAUUAUAAGAAGAAAGAAAAUACUACUUCACCAGUUCUAUUACACUUUUACAAAAAAGAACUGACAUUACACCGUUGACAAUGACGCGGGCGGUCAAAAGGUUUCGUGAUUGCUCGACUCUGCGCCUCCCGCACUUUUGCGUUUCAGUUUUUCUGUUAUCGUGUAGUGUUGCGCUGGUUUUCUGGCUCGCGAACCUCGCACUAACUGCAAGUAGCAGAGAAUUCCACUUCCAUGCGACGUCGCGGAAUGCCCGAACGGUCUACGCCGCUUGACCAAAAUCAGCUGCAGCGGCACACCGUACCGCCGUCUCUCGGGCGCCGUUUCACUCACCAACGGCAGCAAAGGGCGGUAAUGGCGUAUGCAACAUCACCACUCCUCGGUUGCGUGGCGGGUGAUUUGGAUUGCAAUAAAGGUAUUUGGACCCUUCAGAUCCAAUUUUCUCGUAAACUAAGUCUUUUCUUUGCACGAGACAAGCGUUUCGAGGUUUCUGAAAAGGUAUUCAAACAGUACACGUCGACUUAGUAUUUGCCUUCAGUGUCCCUUUAAGCUUUGCUGCCUCCCACACAUGGCGUGUGUGACCCAAGAGUGGCCAGCUGUGAAAUUUUACAGUAAUGUCACACUUGUCAUGGCCUCCUAGUUCCCAAAACUUAAACCCACUAGGCUACGUCUAGGAUGUCUUUAUGAGGUAGACUAACAAAUGGCCACACAAUGUGAAAAACUCACUGGAAGGAUCUGUUGUGGAAUUCUCAACAUUUACAUGCACCACCUGGGCAUGCAGCCAUUUUCAAAGCCCAAUUCAAUCAGUUUUUGAGGCUCAAGGUGGUUUUACUCAACGGUCAAGAAAAUUUGGUGCAAAUGUACUCAUUUUUGUCUAAAAUAUUAUUAUUUUUUCUAAUGUUGUCAUAAUGUUCUCAAAUGCCUCGCACACCCUGUAAAUAGUGAUAAAGCUUUCCAGCACUUUUUUCAAUUUUUGUCAAGCAGUGAAGAAAAAGAAAUGCUCAAGUAUAAUCUGUGACUUUACUGAAGCAUACUGCAAUUAAAUAAAAUCUUAGACAUAGAACACAUGUUUUGUUGCUGUGGCUUUCAACUCUUCUAAGUCAGUCUAAAAAAAUAUUGUGGACAUAGCUGGAAUUAGUGCUGUGCUAUGUGGGGGAACAGUUGAUUUUUGAAGUGAAAGAAUGUUUGCUGUAAACAAUGUAUUAUGGUUUUUGAGUGGCCUGCAACCUGCAGGAAAAAUUGAUAGCCACGGUGUAAGAAUAAAUUAGGUGAUGACACUGCGGCCAGCGGAGCAUCCAGAUUGUGCUCCCCACCUACGCUGUUUCCGUUUCUCGGCCACAGGUGGCGCUAAUAGUUGGAAGUUCACUGAUUCCCGCUGCGUAGGUUAUUGAUGCUGAGCUUUGCUCGUUUUUCGCGCUUGAUAUCGGGGUUUGAAGAAAAGUAUGCCUGUAUACGUAUAAAGUAUGAAGAAAACGUUGAAGCCUGUAUAUCGAUCGUAUUUUCUAGUUGCUCACGCCAAUGUCUCAGCAAAUUAAAGCAAAAGAAAAAUAAACUUUCUCAAAGCACCUUGAA
Messenger RNA from Dermacentor silvarum, 13372 nucleotides. RefSeq names its product intermembrane lipid transfer protein VPS13A. The record is from RefSeq and is a predicted model, not a curated record. The transcript is spliced from 80 exons. Bases 243 to 10523 code for a protein of 3426 amino acids. Gene Ontology annotation, cellular component: extrinsic component of membrane. NCBI's taxonomy places the organism in Eukaryota, Metazoa, Arthropoda, Arachnida, Ixodida, Ixodidae. Gene Ontology annotation, biological process: protein targeting to vacuole; protein retention in Golgi apparatus.